Molecule: messenger RNA, 1685 nt
Organism: Patella vulgata (common limpet)
Lineage: Eukaryota; Metazoa; Mollusca; Gastropoda; Patellidae
Product: sex peptide receptor-like
Exons: 1
Coding region: 116-1156 (346 amino acids)
Biological process (GO): G protein-coupled receptor signaling pathway
Cellular component (GO): membrane
Molecular function (GO): G protein-coupled peptide receptor activity
Source: RefSeq, a predicted model, not a curated record
AUUAGAGGAUGCCGAAUGUUGGGAUUAUUUAAGCUCAUAUAUUUUUGUAAAUACUGUAAAGAACUGAACCAUUUUGGGACUGAUAUUCCAUUCAGAGUUCGACGUUAUUUCAGCCAUGGAAAAUACAACUAUGGAAAAUAAAACAUUGAUUGGUGAACUUUACCACACGGGACAAGUCGAAAACUUCUGGGUGCGUGCGAAAAACAAUUCUACAUUUUGGAUACUUGAUGGUCCUCUCAAUGCCAUUAUCUGUAUAACAGUGAUUAUAUUAAACAUUUUAUUUCUAAUCGUUUUACAGAGGAAGGAAAUGCGAUCUGUGACGUCAUUUGUGUUGUCAGCCAUCGCUGUAGCUGAUUUAUCACGUGCCUUGCUUUCUUUACCAGUGUCUCUGUAUAUUUGUGUUCCCUAUUUCAAGAGCUACACGCCUUACCACUGGUGUGUGUAUUUCGGUCUGCCAUUCAUAAUUGUUACCCGGAUGUUGAAUACGUCAUCAGUGUGGUUAACGCUGUAUCUGGGUGUCCUUCGCUACAUUUCAGUUUGCCACCCAAUUAAAGCUAAAAUUUGGUGUCGCUAUAAGAUUGGUAUUCGAGUUGUUAUUAUUGUUUUUGCUAUUUCUUUUUUUGGGUUUGUAUCUGAAUUCUUUAUGACGAAAAUAGUCCUUGUGGCGUUUUGGAACGACGAAGAGAAGGAAGAUUAUUUUACGUUAUGUUUGAUAGUAAUGAAGCAAAGUUAUUUGUAUAUACAAACUAUCCUGGAGAUUAUUUUUGUUCAAAUUAUUCCUUGUGUUGGCAUGUUGUUGAUUACGUGUAAAUUGGUUUAUACCAUCAAGUCCGCGGCAAAGUCGAGAGAAGCCAUGAGUCAACAACUUAGUAGUCGGAAAAAUGAAUCUCACCAAACAACUCUAUUAUUAAUUGCUAUAUUGAUAGCGUUUCUCAUUUGUGAAAUACCACAUACUAUAUUUCAAGUGUUUCUUCUCCUUACUAUCUAUGGUACGUCACACUCGUUCCAUUUCCUGCUUAGAUACAUAAACAUUCUCGAUACAAUACUAAUCCAGAUUUUAUAUACUACCAGUGCUUUUAAUUUCUGUAUUUGCUGUACCAUGGGGACAAAAUUUCGAUUAGCACUAAGAAAAAUCUUGUUUUUCAAUAAAAAGUAAUCUGGGAAAAGGUGUAUUUCUUAGACGUGUAUAGAUUGGUUUCCGAUACUGGAGAUAGUAUUACGACAUAGACCGUGAAAAUAAGUUUGACUCCGUCUCAAACAACCCUUUAGUUUGCGGCGAUCUUCGUCAAAUUGUGGUUAUGGAUGGCUGAUUCCGGUUAAAACGAACUUUCCGCAAAAACAAAAGAGAACACGAGUGGUGAGACCCCGUUUGGUUUUAGAACCAUGGAAUAAAAUUAUAAACAUUAGGUGUCCUACCUAUAAUCUCCGGACCAUAUUUAAAGCCAAAGCGAGCCCAAUACAGUGAACUAUUUUUAUGUUUAGGGCCAAAGUUAUCCUAAUUUGUAGCUCUGAAAUGGCUAUGAGAAAUGUCAUCGUUAAUCAAAUAAUAUUGUUGAUUAAACCAAAAACUGUUUGCAAAAACAAGAGAGCAGAGAAUAGAAAAGAACGAUGUGAUUAGUACGGUGGCUACGGUGGCCCAAAUACGACUUAUAAAUAUUUUGUAAUUUUGGGUUUUGUUUUUUAGU